Rotaria sp. Silwood1 is the source of this 2052-nucleotide messenger RNA. Lineage: Eukaryota; Metazoa; Rotifera; Eurotatoria; Philodinida; Philodinidae. The record is from the annotation of a GenBank genome assembly.
AUGUCGAUUACUUGCACUCUAUCUCUUGUACUCGUUUUAUUCAUUUUUAAUCAUCAUGCUGCUUCAGUCGAUAUUAUCGAGAAUGACGAAAAUUUACCUCGUGCUGCAUCAGAUCCAAGCUUUGCUACAGCCAUUGUUAAUACACAAAUAUUAACAAUAUUGUAUUAUCAUGGUGCACAAGUGUAUAUCUACAGUGCACUGUCAAACGAGAAUGAAAAUAAAUUAACACCACAAAAAUGGCUAUUCUAUUAUGUGCCAAUCAUGGCUCCAACACAAGACAGUAAUGAUUCAUGGAUAUGGCUUGUAAAUAACGAAAUACGUUUAAAACUAAUGCUAGGUAAUCAAAAUGUAGAAGAACUGGCUCGUAAAGCCAUUAUUGACAAAUAUGAUUUAAGUAUAACACAAUAUUCAAAAUAUUGGACUGUAGCACCAUUAAUAAUUGACUCGUUGAUGGCAUAUAUUGUCGAUGGUGCAACGUUACCAGUUGCUGGUGUUCAUCCUUAUCGAGUCGUACAUCCAAAUUCACUCAUUUUAACAUUUCGAUUUCAAUGUUCAGAAAAUGGAACUGCUCGACAAAUUAUAGAAAAAAUAAAAAAUGGUGAUUAUGAAAUUGAACUUGCAUUUUACUUUGCUGGCUUUAGACAAAUAUCGACAAAUUUAAUAUCAAUUACAAGUGAUCAGUUAAAAAAUGUUUUGAGUAAGACAAUAGCUGAUGGUGCCAACGCAAAUGCACAAUAUAUUCAUCGUAAUCAAGCAUCCAAAUUCGUUGGAAAUUAUGUUACGAAUGUCAAAAAAAUGAUUUAUAUGGAAAACACGAACACGAAUCUUUCCUUGUUGACAAAUGGACUUGAAGAACAGUUUAUUUCAUUGUUACAACAAGGAAUGGAUGCAUCUAAACAAACAACGAUCGAUGCAGCCUUAUUCGAUCAAGUCUGGUCUUCAUCAGAUCUGAAUCCUGAUCGUUUAACAUCCGAAUUGAGUAAACUAUUUACUUACAAUGAUACGGAAACUAAACGUCAUAACUAUACAAAUACAUAUUUUGAUUUAAAUAAACAAAAUUUACAAGCAUCAAGCAGCAGUGACUCAUCUAGUGGAGGAGGUAGCGUUUCAAUCUUCGGUAUUGGUGUGGGUGGUUCAGGUAGUUCUUCUUCAUCAUCAUCAAAUACCUUGCAAGAUAUCUUAAUGCAAACAAAUCAUGAUAUUUAUUCCUUAACUGAUAUACAACGCUUUUUAAAGCAACAACAAUCAGAAUUUCAAUGGACUGGUGAAAAGUUCAUUCCCAAAUCAUUCAAUGUGUACAAACUGGUUGAUUUGACAGAUCGUUUACAAGUUGCAAUUAUAUCGAAGCAAUUAAUUGCAGACAAAAGAAACGGUGCUCUUGUACGACAAGUCAGUGCCGCUAGUACUCCAAUUAUAUAUGCAAACAAACCAUCAACGUUUCUAACUGGCACCGUACAGAUCUUCGCAGGUGCAACAACUCCACCACUUCCCUGGCUUCUAUGUGACGGAGCAGCUGUUUCACGAGUCGAAUAUCAACGGCUGUUUUCUGUUAUUGGGGAAACAUACGGCUCGGGAGAUGGUCGAACUACAUUUAAUCUUCCGGACUUUCGUGGUCGAUUUCCAUUGGGUGUCGAUGAGCUACAAAUUCGUGUUAGGAACGCGAAUAAAUCGGGUAUAAGUGGUGGCUACGACGCACACCAGCUAUCAGUUGAGCACCUUCCUCCCCAUACACAUGGCAAAGGUUCAUUAACUGUUGUACGCAGCGGUAACCAUACACAUUCAUAUACUGACCCUGGGCACGAUCAUGGCGGGAGAACGGGUGACGGUCCAUUUAGCUGGAAUGGUGGUUUCGGCUUGGUAGGUGGUGGAAUAUCACAAGAUCGAGUUCCACAUUCUCAUUCAAUUGCGAAAGAUAUUACUCGUAUAGUAAUCAACGAAGCAGGCACUCAUUCACAUGAAAUCGAGGGCGAAACUGCAACCGUUGGCACUGGAAAUAGGUUCAGUCUGAUGAAUCCAUAUCAGACAGUUAAUUAUAUCAUAUAUGCUGAAUAG